Molecule: messenger RNA, 2993 nt
Organism: Cladophialophora immunda
Lineage: Eukaryota; Fungi; Ascomycota; Eurotiomycetes; Chaetothyriales; Herpotrichiellaceae
Exons: 2
Coding region: 240-2633 (797 amino acids)
Cellular component (GO): nucleus; cytoplasm
Source: RefSeq, a predicted model, not a curated record
GCUUUCACCUUACCCUAAAGUUUGCCUUUGCCUGCGAAUUGUUUAUCUUGCGUCUCUAACGUCUUGGAACAGCGGCGAUGGACUGAAUAUUUCAACACAGGAUUCUCUCGCUCUUUUGAAAUCUAUGGUAGCCUGAUCUUACAACUACCCUUGACGUUCCUGCCACCGUUUCAAACCCAGUCGCGCAGGGGCCAAAGUCCAUUCGGCUCGUUGCAGCUUAGCAGCCAGACCCCGCCAUCAUGUUUAUGAUCAAAAACGUCAGCAAAUAUCUCUUUGGGGACAGCUCCAAGGAGGUUAUUACGGAAAUCCCCCAGGGCCAACUCUACCUCGUCCGUCCUCUUUCUCCAAAGGGCUACUCUGAACUCAUCUACAAAGACGCUGUCGCCACAAUUCGACGCACGGGGCAAGAAUAUCAAUACCAACUUGUUAUACAGCGUGCGUACGAGGAGGGUGAAGAAGAACUUGCUGAGGACGACGAGGACGCUGGCGCUGAGGGUCUGGACAAGGACGAGAAGACAUUUCUCCUUGAUCAGAGUCUUCAUUUCAGAUCAGAAAAGCGGUCAGGAGGCGAAACAGUUUUAGCCUGGCGUGACCUGAGCGGCGACCCUGGAGAUGUUUAUGAAUUUGUUUGCGACCCUUCAAUCCAAGAAGAAAAGAUCCAGACUUUUCUUCUAGCCGCGAUCGAUUGUCAAUUCGAGAGAAAAUAUCGGAGGUCCGCUCAGAAGGCUACAGAAACUGAACUCCAAGAAUUCUACUUCGACUCGGACGACGCAAUCCCCGCCGCGAGUUCGGUGUCUGCGCCUCUCGAUCCAAAACCAACAUCCAAAGAAACGGCUCAGAGAAUGGCGAAGGAUGUCAGAACGCCUACCAAAUUAAACCAGGCCAAGGCGAGAGACAGUGGUCCUACGGAGGCACCCCCUGCCAAAUCUGCGCCGCGCUCUGGAGAAGUCCUCACCAAACAAAUCGGAGAGCUCCACCUCUUUGAUUUCCCGUCCGGAACUUUCGUGCUUCAAGAUCCGUCAGUAGUGGCUGUUGUGACAGAUCUUGGAGGCUGGCAAUACUGGCUUCAAAUAACUAGUUCCACCGGCAAGGAAUGGCUAGGCCAAGCUAUAGUGCCGGAUAUCAAUCCAGUCUUCAACUUCGACUAUCUGUCUGCAAUUUUCAAUCACUACACCGAUGAUGGCUCCGCCUAUUCUUGGCUGCUACGGUUCAAGGAUCAGGCAGUCUUGGAGAACUUUCAAGAAGGCGUCAUGCAGGCUUUGUGGGAGCAAUUGAACGAGACGAAGUGGUCCAAAGUAAAAGACCAGGAGCGUGAAUACGUACUGGAAGCCUUCAAUGAUUUGACGAUGAAGGAUGUAAAUGAGGGGGAAGAGGAAGCCGAGGAAGAAGAAGACGAAGAAGACGAAGAAGGAGACGGUGCACGAAGUGAGCACUAUGAUGAGGACGAAUCGGAGGAUGAUGUUGAGCUGGACAACAAAGACGGGAACAUCAACUCUCAACUCGCCGUUGGAACUAAAAACGAUCGGUCCUUCGUCAUCCGCGGCUCUAAGAUUGGUGUCUUCAAGCAUCUGCCCAACAAACAUCUCGAAUUCACCACAAACAUAUCCAAGGUCGAGACUCCUAAGGGCAAACUCUUCUCCCCCACCAAAGUCAUGCUGCACCAAGAGGACCAGAACAUGGUGUUGCAAGACCCCAAUAACCCCAAUUCACUCUAUCGCAUGGACCUCGAGUAUGGUAAGGUUGUCGAUGAGUGGAAGGUCCACGACGACAUUGCUGUAAGCGGGUUUGCUCCAGAAACGAAAUUCUCUCAACGGACGUCAGCACAAUCAUUCAUCGGUCACAGCAAGAACGCCCUCUUCCGCAUCGAUCCUCGUGUUUCGGGCAACAAGUUGGUCGAAGCACAACUCAAACAAUACCUUUCCAAAAAUGACUUCUCCGCAGCUGCCACGACUGAGAAGGGGUACAUCGCACUGGCAUCCAACAAAGGCGAUGUCAGACUCUACGACCGUCUCGGAAUCAAUGCCAAAACACAAAUUCCAGCUCUGGGCGAGGCAAUCGUCGGUCUCGACGUCAGCGCUGACGGUCGCUGGAUCCUCGGGACCUGCAAGACCUACCUCAUUUUGAUUGACAACCUGCAGAAGGACGGUAAAAACGAAGGCAAACUAGGUUUUGAGAAACCUUUUGCAAAGGACUCAAAACCUCAGCCCCGCCGCCUCUGCUUGAAUCCUAAUCAUGCAGCACAAUUCCAACACGAAACAGGUCAACCGAUCUCAUUUACGCGCGCCCACUUCAACACUGGACUCGACAGCCAGGAAACCAGCAUCAUCACUUCCACUGGUCCCUUCCUGGUCACCUGGACUCUUAAGAAGGUCCUCGAGGGCAAGAGAGACCCUUACCAGAUCAAGCGCUACGCAGCGGAAGUCAUGGCGGAUAAUUUCGAGUUUGGUAGCGACAAGAAUGUCAUCUUGGCACUGCCUAACGAAGUCGAUAUGGUGAGUCGCAAGAGCUUCAAGCGACCUACCAGGGAGAGUAUUAUGGGUCCGGCAGCGAGGGUUUCCGGGGUAGGGAUGACACCGAGGAGAAGUGGAAGACAGAGUCAUUUGAGAGACGAGAUUGUGAACAGUCCUUACUAGGGUGCCGGGGACCAAGGACGGUGUAGCGGAGAGAUUGACGAUGGAUGUGGCGUGCAGUGUGCGAGCUAAUUUUGGGUGCAAUUUUCAAAUGGUACCGAGUUGGACGGGUCGGGCUGGUGGACUCAUUUCUAUGGAAGACUCAUUUUCUCCUUUGUCGCCCUUUUCCAGGCCUUGAAUGACGAUCUCUGUCGAUUGAUACCCCCUCGAAGCACAAGGCGCGGAAUUCAGAUACUGGGUAGAUGACAACGACCUAUUUUAAUGAGCUUUGGAUAGUUUCCUGUUCUAUAGGAGUUCAGCUCUACCUCGUCUGCCGAUUUAGAGACAAAUAUGUAUGUACGUAUCUACACGUGUAUGUUUCUG